AAUUGCGACGUCGACGACGCCACGUUGGCUCGAACGAGCGUUCACGCCUCGAGUAUUGUGCAAGAGGAACUAUGUGCAAGAAGUGAUAUUUUACAUACAGAUGUUGUUCAUAAUGAGACUAAUCUCGUCUCUAAAUUGGUGUUGCCAGAAACAUUUAACGAUUUCCAGUUACCAUUAUCAGACUGUGCACGUAGUAUCUAAUAAGCGGUAUUGAAUUAAGUUCGUUUAUUUUUCGCCCACAUCGAAAUAUCCGUUACCGAUAACGCGAUCGCGCGCGCGUCGAUCCCACUGAGCCUAUCGUGACGUCGAGCAGAGCCCGAGCGCAGCGGAGCCCGAGAGAGGGAGGCGGCACCGCCGGAUAUUUACGGCCGCGCUCACCGCCAGCGGACGACAGUUCGUCGACGAAGGCGCCCACCAGGAGACACCUCCAGCAGAGGACCACCAGCACCAGCUAUAAUCCGGAGUAAACACAGCGACAGCGCCAGUUUCGGUUUUUGUUCCUUCGCAUUGUCACCGUUGUAUGGAGCGUGAUAUACAGCCGUUAAAGUCUUUGUGUACAGCUGAUCAAAAUGCAGCUGGGCACGAGUCUAAUGCAUCAACCAUUGCAGUUGGGCCGCUCCUGCCAGUCGGGGAAACCGCCUCCAAGGUCGAAGACGAAGGCGGCCGCCUUCGCGGAGGCGCGCGGUGAUGUCUCGAACGUGACCGGCGGCGGCUGCACGUUGGACCGGCUCAUCGACGACGAGCAGGACGACGGCGUGUGGCCCUUGGAGCACCCGCUGCCAUUGCCGUGCUGGGACGAGGAGUACAUCGUCCCCUACAGGCUGAAGAGCGUCAGGGAGUACGAGACGCUGGCGUGCGACAUCGAAAUGCAGCUGCGCAAGGUGCUGGAAGAGCACAAUUACGAUACCAUCGGCAACUUCCUGAGGUUCUACGACCGGUUCAGGAACAGCGGCAUGGAUAACCUACUUGAGUUCUUCCACAUGUACUCUCCUCCCAUCACGUCGGAGCAUUACACUUGCGUCGGUCUGGCGUUCGAAUUGUGGAAUCGCAUCAGGAACAAACUCGAAGCUAAAUACCCCGGCAUCGGCAGCCACAUCAGCGUGGUGUCGUGCGAGGAGGACGUCUACAGCCCGGUGGGGUACACGAACUCGUGCAGGUUCGAUCCGAGCUCGGUGCCGCACAAUCUGGAGAAGGAGCACGUGCUGAUGUGCCUGAAGGCGGAGUUCGGCGGGCGGCAGUGCGUCAUGCUGUGCGAUCCGGGGUACCACGUGGCGCGCGUCGUCACCGUCAUGGCGGACGGGGCGUACCCGCACACCGGGUGGUUCGUGCAGUCCGAGGAGAACGACAUCCGCAAGGAGUACAACUACCAGCUGACGCCCGACAACCGGCACUUCGUCGAGUGGAACGAGCGGACGACGCGGAAGGGCAAGGAGGAGAACUUCGUGGGCGUCAUCUACGCGGGCAGGCACUACCUGACGGCUGUUGACGUGACGGAGCGGAGGAACUUGGUGUACGGGUUCAGGAGUUUGUUGUCGAGGGACCAGAAGGGCGAGUUGAUUGCCGGGGUUUAUUUCAAAUUGUUGAUGAACGGCGAUGAGUUUACUAUGUUCUAUCAGAAUAUGGGCAAGCAGCGCGUUAAAAUCAAGUUCUGCGAUGUUAUGAAAUCUGAGAUCGAUAAAGAUUUGAUGGAGAAAUUGACGAUUUGUAAUGAACAACUGAACCUUCCCGAGAACAAGUUGUUGAACAUCAUCAGGAACGCCGGGUCCGUAUUGAGAGAUGCGAAAUUCCUUUUGCAGUUAUCUGACAUCGAUCGGUGCAUCAAUCUUUUGUCGGCCAACAAUUAAAUAUCAUUCGUUUGGUGUUUUUUCUUGCUAUUUUUUAUAUUUCGCGGUCGCUUUGCUUUAGAUUCCAGCUAGAAUGCGGCCCGAUUUUUCGUGUUUUUGAUAAAAUUUAGAAAUCGGACCGCGUUCUACCGCUCAUUAUUUUUUUAAAUCUUUUUUUCGAUUAAUUCAAGCUGAAUUUAUUAGUUUUUAGGUGCAUUAAUUAGUAGCCAUUUUAGUAGGUUAUUAGAUUAUGUUAUUAUUUUGCUUUAUUGGGUAUUUGGAAUUUAUAAAUUUAUAUUUCGAGUAAGUUGUGUU
Messenger RNA from Phyllotreta striolata, 2138 nucleotides. The record is from the annotation of a GenBank genome assembly. NCBI's taxonomy places the organism in Eukaryota, Metazoa, Arthropoda, Insecta, Coleoptera, Chrysomelidae.